Molecule: messenger RNA, 987 nt
Organism: Paraphaeosphaeria sporulosa
Lineage: Eukaryota; Fungi; Ascomycota; Dothideomycetes; Pleosporales; Didymosphaeriaceae
Exons: 1
Coding region: 40-894 (284 amino acids)
Source: RefSeq, a predicted model, not a curated record
CCAUUUCAUGCCAUACGCACACAGGAUUUUACCUCGAUUAUGUAUAUCAUCAACCGCUUCUCAAUCCUAGUUAUACUCCUAUCACUCUGCUGGCAGAUUGGAGCAGAUACUUGUGGCACUGCCGACAUCGCCAGCGGCGCAGUCACAGGUUGUGAAUGCGCCCCUAGCUUCAAUGAUUCUGGAUGUAAUCCUUGCACCGACAAAUACUGCAACGACGCAAGCCUCUUCGGAAAUCUCCACACAUGUGAGAUAGGCUGCACCAGCGAUAAUAUCAACUGCAAUGCCUGUUACCUAUAUUUCAACGGUGUCUGUCGUUGUGUCAAAAACACCGCACUGGACUGCAUAAACAAAGGUGGUGAUUGGUGGCUGCUCAACUCGCAUACUCUGAUUUCCACCCAAAAACAGAUACCGGGGGUUUUGCAGCUGCACUCCGACAACAAAGGCUGGGAACUGGGACAAAUGCUACUAGGCUCGACCGGGAUUACGCUACCACCAGGCGGGAACGCGGUGACAAGGAAAACGGGAACGCUUGCCGUCAACUCGGUACAUGCCAGGACCGAGGAACAAAUCCAUAUCCACGUUUGUGACAACCCAAAUAGCCCACUCCGAAGAUAUUUGUCGGGCAUCGAUCCAACGACGUAUACCAGUCUCACGACAUUGCCGACAUCCUUUGCCAACUUUCCUCAAGGAACUGUACACUGUCAGGCAUCAAAGACACCGGGGGAAACUAUGAACGUUGCUGAAAUUACGGCCCAAUAUCUUAACACCGUCACCAAACCAUGUGACAAGUCAUACGUCGGAGCUGGCGUUAUUUUUGACAGUAGAGAUUAUACGUGGGGAUGUCUCACGACGACAGGCCAUAGCGGAGAGGACCUUUUCUGUAAGCUGACAUAGGAGUGAUGGCAUCAUAAAAGUUUUGGCUUAAUUGGAUUGAGGGCAUAAAGUAUAUCCGAUCUAUCUUUUCGAUAGCAAUUGCAGACAAUGAAU